Messenger RNA from Paramecium octaurelia, 602 nucleotides. The record is from the annotation of a GenBank genome assembly. NCBI's taxonomy places the organism in Eukaryota, Ciliophora, Oligohymenophorea, Peniculida, Parameciidae.
AUGAUUGAUUUACAAAUAUAUUUUCAAGAAUUAACUGACGAAUCUCUUCUAAUUGAAACCAAUUAGAAAAUUUUUGAGACCUAAUACAUCCAAAUAGUUCCAUUCUUAAGGGAUAAGGUUGAAAUAACUGCUCUCACUCAAUUAGAUGAUUAUUCUAAGAUUUACGAUUUUGUCAAUGAGAAUCUUAAGAAUACAAUAUAAAGAUGUGAAUUUCUUUAGACAGAGAUCACAAUCUUUUAAAUAAGCCAAUCUGCUUUGUUGGUGUGUUCCAUUUAUAAGAUUACACUUCAGAAGAUGAAGAAUUCAUUCAAUAUACACAAUUCAAGAAUAACAACACUAGCCUUGGCAGCAAUAAUUAAAUCAUUAUUAUAGGUAUAGAUAGAAAUGUGCAUAGCUCACUCACUACCUUAUCAUAUAUGAUAGAUAGUUUUAAGCAUCAUCAAUCUACUACUAUCGCUUAAAUUACCUCUUUUUGGUAGAGGUUAGUUUUUAAUUUGUAAUUUAUUCAUACAACUCUCAUAAGCAAUUAACUCUUCUUUCUAGAUGUAGCACAACCAGAAAAUCUUAGAUCAGACUCAACUCCUGAUAUUUACCAUCUAUGA